Messenger RNA from Oncorhynchus nerka (sockeye salmon), 2715 nucleotides. Its product is annotated as putative pre-mRNA-splicing factor ATP-dependent RNA helicase DHX32. Gene Ontology annotation, molecular function: helicase activity; RNA binding. NCBI's taxonomy places the organism in Eukaryota, Metazoa, Chordata, Actinopteri, Salmoniformes, Salmonidae. The coding region runs from base 187 to 2517 and encodes 776 amino acids. The record is from RefSeq and is a predicted model, not a curated record. Gene Ontology annotation, cellular component: intracellular anatomical structure; spliceosomal complex. The transcript is spliced from 13 exons.
UCAACAAAAUAUUAACGGAAAUCUGUGUGGAUUAUACAUUGAACUCCAAGUCAACGUUGGGAUUGUUACAUCGAUUAUAAUGUGUCGGUGAAUUCAUUUUUGGGGGGAUAAACGGUUCUCUGUGCCUUUUGAUUAUAUCUGUUGCGAACAGUUGUUGCGCUCCCGACGGGAUCCUCGAUCAUUUCCAUGGCGGAGAGAUCAACCAUGUCCGAGCAGGACAAGCAUUUGAUGGAGAAAGAGAUUUGUUCGGAUUCGGAAACUGCUGACUGCGUGGAAGAAGCUUUUGUCUUCGGAGAGGAUCUGGAGCUGAACCGAUUUGAUGGAUUGCCUUUCUCCUCUCGUUAUUAUAAACUACUGCAAGAGAGACAGUCUCUACCUGUUUGGAAAGCUAGAGAGGAAUUUUUGGAUAUCCUGGUGAACAAUCGACUUGUUAUAGUAUCUGGUACAACCAGAACUGGGAAAAGUACACAGAUCCCCCAGUGGUGUGCAGAGUUCUGCCUGUCGGCCCAGUACCAGCACGGCGUGGUUGUGUCUACCCAGAUCCCCCAGUGGUGUGCAGAGUUCUGCCUGUCGGCCCAGUACCAGCACGGUGUGGUUGUGUCUACCCAGAUCCACUCACAGCAGGCGGUGGGCCUGGCCCUCAGGGUGGCCGAUGAGAUGGACGUCAACAUUGGACAUGAAGUGGGCUACACCAUCCCCCUGGAGACCUGCUGUUCUACUGACACUGUGCUCAGGUUCUGUACAGAUGCCCUGCUACUGAGGGAGAUGAUGUCUGACCCCAUGUUGGAGCACUACGGGGCCAUCGUCAUCGACCAGGCUCAUGAGAGAACCGUCAGCACAGACAUACUGCUGGGACUGCUCCAGGACAUCCUGGUCCAUAGACCAGACCUGAGGGUGGUGAUCCUGACUGUGUCCUCCAUGACAGACAGGCUCCUGGCCCACUACGGUAGUAACGUCCCUGUGGUCAGUCUGGAAGCCCUCUGUCCAGCUGAGGUGGUCUACAGUAACUGUAGCAGUAAAGACUACUUCUACUCUGCUCUGAGACUGGUACUGGAGAUCCACCGCACCAAGGAGGAGGGAGAUGUGGUGCUGUUCUUGGCCUCAGCUCAGGAGGUUGUCUGUGCCCGUGCUAUUCUCCAGAGAGAGGGAACCAGACUGGGGGCAGACCUUGGGGAGCUGGUGCCCGUGGUCUUGUGCCCUGGGCAGGGUCGGACACCCUCUCUCCUGGGGGAAGGGACGGGGAGUAGGGGAACCGUUACGACCAGGUGUCGGAGGGUUUUCCUCUCCACAAGCCAGGGAGAGGACAUGUUCUGGGCUGUGGACUCUGUUAACUUUGUCAUCGACGUAGGACUGGAGAAAAGACAUGUGUAUCAUCCCAGGUUAAGGGCCAACUCUGAAGUACUACGAUCCAUCAGCAGAUACCAGGCUGAUAUCAGGAAGCAGCUGACUGGACCAACAGGGAAGUGUUUCUGCCUGUACCCUGAGGAGAGAGUACUCCCCGUAGAGACAUCCCCUCAGAUCCUGGACGCCAACCUCACCUUCACCAUCCUCUUCCUCAAGAGGAUGGAGAUCGCAGGGCUGAGACACUGUGACUUCAUCACCAGACCAGAUCCAGAGGGUCUGAUGCAGUCACUAGAGGAGCUGGAUUACCUCGCGGCAUUGGACGAUGAUGGGAACCUAUCAGAGAUCGGGAUCAUAAUCUCUGAGUUGCCAUUGGACGCUCAGAUGGCCAAGGCUCUGCUGGCGUCCUUUGAGUUUGAUUGUGUGAACGAGGUGGUGACCAUCGCAGCUAUGCUAUCAGCGCCAAGCUGCUUCCUGGAGCCACCUGUUGGCAGGACCCAAGAGGUACAACAGUGUCACAGAAAGUUCCGGCACCCUGAGGGAGACCACUUCACCCUCAUCAACAUCUACAACGCCUUCAAGUACAGCCAGAGAGAGACAUACUUCAGCGUAGAGAAGUGGUGUCAGGACUACCAUCUGAACCACCGCGCCCUUCAGACGGCAGACGCCAUCAGGUCAGAGUUGACUGACAUCCUGAAGAGAAUAGAGCUGCCCAUCUCCGAGACGUCCUUCGGAACCAAGACCAACACACUCAACAUCAAGAGAGCUCUGCUGGCAGGGUUCUUCAUGCAGAUUGCCCGUGAUGUGGAUGGCUCAGGAAACUACUUCAUGUUGACCAACAGACACAUGGCUCAGGUCCACCCUGCCUCCAGCUAUGGGGCCAAGGCACAUCAAUUGGGUUUUCCAGAGUGGGUGCUGUUCCAUGAGUAUACUCUCUCGGGAAACCACGGUAUCCGGACAGUCUCUGAAAUCUCCCCUGCAGUGUUCAUCCAGACGGCUCCUCAGUAUUUCUAUUACAACCUGCCUCCUAGUGAGAGUAAAGACCUACUACAGCACAUUCUGGACCGGGACGGAUCUGGACGUCAAGACAAGCAACAGACCCUGACAAUCAACAGCAAAGCGGAUAAGGACUGCAGUACCGUGGCUCAGUCUUAUGACAGAUGUGUGCUACAGUGACCUCUGGUGGAGAGCUUCAGCACUGCACCAACUUUUACUGAAAAGACAAUCAUCGUUGAUGAGAACAGCGCUCCUCGGAGAACACCCAGACUUUUCACAAUGUUGUUGUAGCCCCGAACUAUGUCACCUGAUUGACUCAGUGAUUAGAUGAAUCAGGUGUGAGCUGUGGAAUAGUUCACAUAUGGAACAGCUGGGGGG